GAUGUGGCCGCUGGCGGCGCUGCACGCGCUCGGCAGCCUGCCCGCCGCCGUGUUCCGCGCGCUGCUGCAGCACAUCGUGGACGAGCUGCCUGAAGACGGAAUCAUGGAUAUAUUAAAGGACACUGGUUUAUCGUCUCGUGAGGAAUCCGCCAGAGCUGCAGCAGCCAUUCGCUGGGUGUUGCGGCAGACUUGGCGCGGCGGCUGCGCCGGCUCCCAACUAACUCGUGAUCUCCUGGUACUCGGUCUGCCGAGGACACACGCCUCAGCGCUGGCCGAAGCGGCAGACAAUGGCAGGGAGGCGUAUGAGGCCAAAAUACUGACUAGCGGAUUCAUGGUCAACAGGCUGACAGACGUAACCACGAGCCCUGGACCCGAAGGAACAGUGGACACAAUAAAGCUAUCGCUACAUUCGGAGGAUGUCACUGGUGAACGCGCGCAGGACACCUUACUGGUUCACAAGUCGCAGGUGACGACCCUGCUUAAUGAGUUGAAGCAGGCGUAUCAGAAAAUGGAAGAGUUGGAUAAUGUGGAAUAGACGCACUUGUUAAUUAUACGUAGGUAUAUGUAAACUAAUAUUUAAUUAAAAUUAAGCUAUUGUUAAUUAUACAGUAUGUGUAAACUCAUAUUUUUAAGAUCAAGCUAAUAUUUAUUUGUAUACAUCGUGAGCCUCGAUAACCCGAUAGGUUUUACCCCAUAUUUCUGAAAAAAUAUUUAUCUAUUCAUUAAGUCAUUGAUCUCCAUUACUUGAUUUGCUUAUGUUUUUAAAUAAAUAAUUUGCCAUCGGAAUCUGUGGUUAAAGUAUAAUUAAGUACCUACUGGCGCCUAAAGUUUUUGACAGUAAAUGACUCAUAAUAUAAUUAAACGACAUUCCAAGA
This is a messenger RNA of Cydia fagiglandana, 875 nucleotides long. RefSeq lists its product as uncharacterized. The coding region runs from base 2 to 535 and encodes 177 amino acids. The record is from RefSeq and is a predicted model, not a curated record. The transcript has 4 exons. Lineage: Eukaryota; Metazoa; Arthropoda; Insecta; Lepidoptera; Tortricidae.